CCAAAUUUUAUCCGUCCCCAGGACCCUUUUUUCUCCCUAUAUACUAAAUAUAUAAGACGAGGGCCCAUAUCUGUGCCUCGAGAUGUAUAUGAAAACCAUCCUGCAAAUCUUACACUCUUACUCCAAUCAACUUCAAUAUCCUUCGGCUUCACAGUCUGUUUUUCAGUAUGGUUCAAUUAUCAACAGAUGCUGUAGUCAACCUUGUCAGCACGAUACCUGGACUGAUCAUCUCUUGUCUAAGUGCCUGGUUCGCUUACCUAGCACUACAUCGAAAACCCAUCCCCCCGAGUGACGUCGAAACAACCGCAAUGCUUUUCAUAAUUCCAAGGACAUCUCAUAUCCCCCCUAGUGCGUUGUCCCACCCAGAUUCACAGAGGACAUUGAUGAGUUGUGAUGACCUCCAGCUACCACCUGCAACAAGUCAACAAUGUAUUAAACCGAACCACUCUCGAGUGCUUGCACAUGCUGAGCGUGUAUCAUAAUCUUUUAAUCAAGAAUGCGAUACGAUUUGAGAAUGCGCUGCUUUUCAAUGCUUCAACAUGGGCCGCGGUGCAUACGACACAACUGGUGUUCCCAAGCCACUGCCCCUCACCAGACGAGGCUUUCUCACUCGGCUCACAUACACUCAUCAACCAAUAUGAUACAACUGUCACUAUGAGUCAGCUCUCGGAGGAGUUUAUUGCACUCGAAUGGACCAUGACCAACCUGCAACGACACAUGAGGAACCUUAGAACGGAUUCAUCCAACUGAAAGCCUUCCUCACACGAGGCCACUUCUUGGACUGAUACAACUUAUACGCAAAGAACAGUCCAACACACGACACGACCAAGCCAAGAGUGGAAUAGACGAUGGUGACAAUUACUUCGGUCGACAUUGGAAGGGAUCCAGCAGAGAAGUGUUGUAAGGGACAAAACCGAUAGACGAAAUCGGGGUGUAAAGGAUGUAAGAAAUACCUAGACCUCGGGACACAAUAGAUCAUAUUUGUAUGAUAACAGUAAGGCUGCACUACUCCGUACUGUUGAUUGAGCUACCAAUCGACUUUCUCUUUCUGUAUCCUCCAGGCUUUCAUCAGAGCCGUAUUCUUCUUUGGGGGCCCUUUGCCUCGAGGCUGUGCUGCAGUAGGGAGGCUAGGGUGAGGAACUACAGGGAAUAGGCUUUGAUGGCAGAGCAGCGA
Molecule: messenger RNA, 1174 nt
Organism: Fusarium verticillioides 7600
Lineage: Eukaryota; Fungi; Ascomycota; Sordariomycetes; Hypocreales; Nectriaceae
Exons: 3
Coding region: 394-750 (118 amino acids)
Source: RefSeq, a predicted model, not a curated record